This is a messenger RNA of Raphanus sativus (radish), 1088 nucleotides long. RefSeq names its product putative F-box/FBD/LRR-repeat protein At4g13965. The transcript has 2 exons. Gene Ontology annotation, molecular function: protein binding. NCBI's taxonomy places the organism in Eukaryota, Viridiplantae, Streptophyta, Magnoliopsida, Brassicales, Brassicaceae. The coding region runs from base 76 to 1020 and encodes 314 amino acids. The record is from RefSeq and is a predicted model, not a curated record.
UUGUAAUCAACCUCUCCGCUACAGUAUAUCAUCCUACGAAACCAGCAACGCACGUAACUCUUAGAUUCUAGAGCUAUGCUCCAACUCAUGAGCAUUAAGGCGGCCGAAAAGAAAAGAUGCAAAAGAGGCGGCCAAAGUAUGAACAAUCAAGUAGUUGUGAAUGAAGAUAGGAUCAGUGAGUUGCCUGAGGCUUUGAUUCUGCAGAUACUAUCUUUCCUACCUACCAAAUCUGCACUAACUACUAGUGUUUUGUCUAAACAAUGGCAAUUUCUAUGGAAGAUGAUGCCUGAACUCAAGUUUGAUUAUUGUGAUCACAAAGAUGACGUUGGGAUAUUUUUCAAGAAUGUUCGCAGCUCUUUGCUUUCCAAUACAGCUCCUGUGCUAGAGAGUUUACAUCUCAAAUUUCAUCCGGACAACCGUAGUGGUGUGGAUUUUGGAAUGUUGAUUAAAACUGCAAAGGCACGACAUGUGCGCAAGUUGGUGCUGGAUGCUGGAUAUACAAAUUGUUACAAGAUUCCUCAAAGCUUGUAUGACAAUGAAACACUAGAGACCUUGAUACUCAAGGCUCGUGUUGCUAUAGAGAAACCUAAUAAAGUUUGUUUGAAGUCCCUUAAAACUCUGCAUCUUCACGCUGUGAACAUCACAGACAGAGCAUGGGUUUUUAAGUUUUUAUCUGGUUGCCCUAAUCUUGAAGAUUUGUUGGUGUGUCUUUAUCCGCAGUCGAGUGUGAAGACUUUAACUAUUGCCCACCCAACCUUACAAAGACUAUCAGUUUAUAACAAGCGUGGUCGUUUAUAUAAAUGGGGGUGUUUCAUAGAUGCUCCUGAUUUGAAAUACUUUUGCAUUGAAGGGGAUCAUGGUCUCUGCAGGUUUCGUAUGUCUAACAAUGUGACGAAGCUGAUGGAGGCAAAUAUAUCUGACGUUUACAUCUGUUAUAUAAUCAUUGACAAUAUUCUGGUAUCUCUAACUUCAGCCAAACACCUUUCCUUGAAAUUAUUACCCCAUAAGGUAGAUUUUUAAGGUUUUCUUGAAAUUAUUUUGAGAUAUUACAAUGUUUCUGUACUAAUAUUUCUUUCAUGCAUUUUAAG